This is a messenger RNA of Diaporthe citri, 1053 nucleotides long. RefSeq lists its product as uncharacterized. The coding region runs from base 1 to 1053 and encodes 350 amino acids. The record is from RefSeq and is a predicted model, not a curated record. The transcript has 3 exons. NCBI's taxonomy places the organism in Eukaryota, Fungi, Ascomycota, Sordariomycetes, Diaporthales, Diaporthaceae.
AUGACGGGCGCCAACGGGGAGAUGGAUCUGGGGCGACGAGACGAGUGCGCCUGCCCCUUCGACGCACCGGGAGAGGCUCCCCCCAAGACGGACCCUAAGAGCGCGUGUUUCGAGGGCUGCCUGCAAGCGUUCCUGAUGCGCAGAUAUGGCCAAGUUGACAUCAACCAAGCUGUGUGCCAGAACAUAUCAGACAGCGGAGGAGGAGGCACUGCAUUCUAUCCCCUGUACUAUCUGGACCACAAAUGGUGCGGCCUGCAGUGGAAUGACCCGUCCGCUCUUGACCAGGACCCCGGCGUGGACAAGAUCAUAAAUUCUUGCAACGGCCCGACGUACAACAGACUUGAACCGCGGCAGGAGAAGAUGCACCAAACGGCGCCGUCACUCGUCAACUCCGCGGCGUCGCUGACGUCGGAGCCCUCUUCGCCCCCAUACACGCGGCUCAAGUCACCUCCACCAGUGAGCUUCACAUUCCCACCGUCCAGCCAGGACAGCACCAUCUAUCCGGUCUCUCCAUACCCGAAAGGAGGGGCAUCUUCUCUACGGAAUGAGAUAACAUCAACGACGUCCACCACCACCAGCAACUACAUCACGCACGAGAGGCACACAAAUAGCACCGGUACAGCAACAAUUUCCGUGCUGGACGCGGCGGACAACCCUUCGAUAUCUGCCAGCCCGACCGCGCCGACCCCACCAUCGUCUCCGAUCCGGCCAAGACGACCGCACGAGAGGCCCCUCGAGAUCCCGGACCUCGUCAGCCCGCUAAGCAUACCAAGGUCGCCCUCACCCGGCCCGCCGCCGAGCAAGGCCCUGCCACCUCCGCCACUGUCGCUCCGCCCGAACCCCGCGAGCAUGGGGAUCGGGAUCGCCACGACCACGGGCCGACAUCACCACCGACACCACCGUCAUAAUCAAGACGCUGCGGCUGCUGACGGGACGCGAGCCGCAAGCCGGGACAGCUGGGGGAGCUGGGAGGACCUCACGCCAGCGUCCUUGAUUGGCAGGGCGAUAUCACCGCCAGCGGGGCGGACCGUCUAUCCAUAUCCUGACAGCUGA